CGUACCUAUAUCGGAACGACAUCACCGACGAUGCGAUGAUGAAACCACCGGAGAACGGCGCUGCAACGACUAAAGACACUUAUGUGCAAAUACGGUGAAGAAAAUUGAGGACAGCCGGUGACAGCAGUAUGAAUUCAAUGUUUAUCGAACUGACUGGUUUGUUACGAUCGCGAAAAUAUUCAGUGAAAUUUAAACAUCAGCAGAAUUGAAAUUAAAAUCAACAACGACCUCCCCACCUUGUGGGUACUAUUAUGGAAGUAAUUAGGGACUAACUGGUCCACUAGUGCCUUCAACCAAGAUCUGAUGAAACCCCAACACUCACACCUGGCAUCGUCGCCGUAUCGCUAUUAGUGUGAAGUGCUGUGCGCAGUAAUAAUGCAAGAAAGACUGAUUCAUCCUACCCUUAGAGUGUAAUUUGCAACCAGUUUGUGUUUUUGUUAUCACUUAAGUGCACACCUCUCGCCCUUGUGUAUUAUUCGAAUGAUCUCAGAGACUGUAUUCAGUGCUCACGCGUGAAAUUUGUUUUUAUUUUGCCGAGGAAUCACACGAGAAGAGUGGAUUUAUUUUUGAAAUCUCUCCCGACCCAACGACAAACCUCCGCAACGCAAAAUGAUCUCCGGAAAGAAAAACUACGUCGAGCAGCUGCUCCAUCUGGCGCUGACGUUGAGUCUGUUGCGGGUGGAUCCGGAGAACUAUCUUGAUCUGCAGUGGGAGACGCGUCUGGCUGGUACCGGCGUCGGCGGCUGGCAGCUGGAACUCCGAGCCGCUCCCCUCACCGAUCAGACCUACGUCAACCGCAAAGCUCUACCCUCGAUCAUCGAAGAUCUUGCCCGUUUCGACACCCAAUACAAUGUGCCAACGCACUUCGACCUGCAGACCUAUCUGCUCAACAUACAGAACUCUAACUCGACCAACCAAACAUCUUCGGCCAGAGCUUCCUCUCCUGCCCCGGUGGCCACCCAGGAAGCUCCCAACUCCACAUCGUCCGUAACCAUCGACCUACCAACGUUCGAAUCCUUCGACACAGAGGACAUCUUCCUCAGCACGGACCCCUUUGCGGACAGCACUUCGGUGUUCGAGCAGAACAUGGCCGAUCUGAACGACUUUGGCGAAGCCCCCAUCAAUACGUACGCCCUGGAUGCGAUCCCGCUAAAAAACGAGCCACCUCCCAUGUUUGAGGAUCUGAUUCGGUUGCCUUUCGAGCCGAACUUCUUCCAAUAUCACGAUUUUGAUCAGGAACUGAACGAACCCAAACUGGAAGAGCGAUCGGAAGCCGGCAGUUCGCACGAGUGUUGUCAAUCGUGCGACGCCCGUUCGAAACAGGUCAAAGUGAAGGAGGAACCCCUCGGGGAUCAAGAACCUAUGGAAUCGGCCGCCAACGACGUGGUCGUUAAGCAGGAGCCAAAAGAAGAAUGUUUAGAAAUCAAGAAGGAAGAACUGGAUUCAGAUGAUUCCGAGCAGCAACAGCAGCCAGUGACGGCCGAGCUCACACAGGAGGAGAUGGAUCUGAUCGAGGUGCUUUGGAAGCAGGAUGUGGAUCUGGGUUUCACCCUGACGCCGCUGACGGUUCCAUCGGUAGCGACCGGUGGGGCCCGAGGAGUAGCCGGAAAAGGCGCCAAUGCCGCGGACAGUUCAGAUGAUCUGGAGAAGCUUAAAGUACUGCUGGAAAUCAAAAACGACGAUGAUAAGAAAAAGGAUAAUGAUGAUAAGCAAUCGGAGGAGGAUCCCUGGGCUGGACUUUCCUAUACCGUCGAUACCGAAACAGGUGAAUAUGUACUCAACGCCUCGGAUGGCAGCGAGCCGACACUUACGCCGCCGUUAGCGGACCUAUUUCUCGCAGAAGGACUCAAUCUACCGGAGUUGAUCCACGAAACAGUCGUCGAGGAAACCGUAGAGGCAGCAAAAAAGAAGACCACUGCCGAACAAGAGGAGGAAAAGGAAUCCGAGGUCAAACGAAUCGAGAGGGAGCUCGAAUCAUCGGCUGAUGAACUGUGCCUAGGUGCUGCUGUCGCUACCACCAGUGUCAGCGCCGCCAGUGGUUCCACCGCUGCCAGCCCUACCAGCGACAACAGCAGCCCAAGUUCGUCUUCUGCCGACUCGUCGGUUUCGUCCGACCAGGAGGACCGGGACACCCCGGAGGAUCCGAACGCCUCCGCUUCCAGUGCUUUCUCGUCCGAUGAUCUAGAGGAUAUCCUGUGCGACAUGAUGAUCCAAACGUCAACGUCCCACUUCCAGCAUCCGCGCCAGCCGAUGCAAAACUAUGGCCACGGAAUGCACGGAUCGUUGCGACAGGGUGGCUAUCACCAUCACCACCACCAUCAUCACCAUCAGUCCCGCGUUCCGCUGACCCGGGCCGUUUCGAUGGAACAGCGCUGGCAGGAUCUGGCCAACAUGCUCAGCUUCCCGCCCGGGAUGGGCGUCGGAAUGGGGGUCGGUGAAUUGCCCCCGGCUCAUCCGCACCCGCACUAUCCGCCGCAUUACUCGUAUCAGGCAACUGGUGCCAUCCCGCAGCAUGGUCAAUACCACUCGCAUGCCGCGGUAUUGCAGAAUGCCUCGUUGGCGGAUAUCGGGCCGAGCCAGCCUCACUACGGACCGAACUUGGGUUCGGCCGUGUCCACCAGCAUGCACCUGACCAACUCGACCUCGGAGACCGAUGCCGGGGCGACAGGGUACAAGAUGGAUCACGAGAUGAUGUACUAUCCGAAUACAUCAUCGGAGAUGAAUCACACCGACUGGAUUCUGGAUGACGACCUGCAGCUCAUGGACAUCACCGUUAACGAAGGUAUGUACACCAUGCGCACCAUGCUGGACCACAAUGCGACCAGUAGCAAUUCGUCCGUAUUGGGUGGUGGUGCCCUCGGUGGAAGCGCCGCCGCGGUAGCCGCUGCAACCGCCGCUGGCUUGAACGGAUCCGGCCACAUCGGUGGUUUGAUGUCAACCGCAUCGUCCGCCGCCUCAGCUGGUGCCAUGCAAACUUCCCUAAAUGGUUCGGGACACGGAGCCACCGGCGGCACCACGUCCGGUGACCGACUGGACGCCUCCAGUGACAGUGCCGUAUCGUCGAUGGGAUCGGAACGAGUCCCAUCCCUGUCCGAUGGCGAAUGGGGUGACGGCGGAAGCGACUCGGCCCAAGAGUAUCACAACAAAUACGGCGGACCAUUCGAUUACAGCUACAGCGGUAACAACCGACUCAACGAUGGAACCAGACAGCCAUCGGUAGCCCAGAAGAAGCACCACAUGUUCGCCAAACGAUAUUUCCAAGAACAGAACACCACAAUUCCUUCGGUACCAACCGCCAACAAUCCUUCCUCGACUGGAUCGAGCGUUGGUUCCCAGAGCCAACUGAACACAAGCAUACCCAUCAAAUACGAAUUUGAUUACAUGAACCCUGCCUCCUUGAGUCACUUGGAAGGAGCGGUCGGUCCGGUCACCAAACAAGAAGACCAAACCAGUGCCCAUAACCCACUGUCCUCGGUGGCCAUGAAAUAUCCGUACUCCUUGGAUUUCUCCCGGCAAAAUCCCGCCACGGCAGCUGCCUCUCGAAGCCACCAUCACGACGUAAUCAAUCACAACCAUACGUACACGCUGCCGCACAACAGCGGUGCCAACCCAAAGCCACAAACCCGAGACAAACGGAUCCGCAAGGCCGAAGAGGAGCACCUGACGCGGGACGAGAAGCGUGCCCGCGCGCUUCAGAUUCCGAUUCCCGUGCAGGACAUCAUCAAUCUGCCGAUGGACGAAUUCAACGAGCGCCUGUCCAAGUACGACCUCAGCGAAACGCAGCUGUCGCUGAUCCGGGACAUUCGGCGGCGGGGCAAGAACAAGGUUGCUGCCCAAAACUGCCGCAAGCGCAAGCUGGACCAGAUUGUGUCGCUGGCCGACGAAGUCAAGGACAUGAAAGAGCGCAAGGAGCGGCUGCUGCGCGACCGCGAGAUCAUCCAAACCGAGCGCAAGCGGAUACGGGACAAGUUCUCGGCGCUGUACCGCCACGUGUUCCAGAACCUACUGGACGCUGAUGGAAACCCGUACUCCCAGGAGCACUGGAGCUUGCAGCAGAGUGCCGACGGAACUGUUGUUCUGGUCCCCCGGAGCGUUGACCGUCAGCAGGAUAUGACCAUCAGUGGCCACCAUCAGCAACUCGGCAUGGCCGGCGGCAGUGGGCUGUCGCACUCGCACCAUCAACAGCAACACCUUCUGCAUCUUCAGCAGCAGCACCAACAUCCGCAUUCUCACCACGGUGGCAAUGGAUCCAACAGUAGCAGCAGUAAUAGCAGCAGCGCUAGUGGCACCGGAGCUAGCGGAGGCAGCCAGCAUCGUUCGAAAGAGUGAGAUCGGACCCACUGCCUCCAUCAGCAGCAUUACCGGCAUUUGCACCGUCAUCAUCAUGUUCACCAGUGGCCGCCGUUGUUUUACUGAAGAGAAAAAGAGCCGAUCUUUUUGCGCAAUAGGAAGAACAGAGGAGGACGAGCUGCGAAGGAGAUGAGAGACACUAAAAACCAGCGAGCAGUGAAAUAACAAGACCAACCUGUAAAACGGAAGGAAUCGACAAACAUACAACACUCACACGCACUGACAAACAGAACACAUACAAACACACAUACAUACACGAGAACAGAAUGUACCUCAGGAAUUUAGAACACUUAGAAUGGCCCCCGAAACUUAGAAGAGCAUUCAGUUAUGUAGAUUACAUUGAAUCUGAUGUAUGUAGCCAGCUGUUCACGACUAAAUAGUUUUCAAAAUGGUAUUUGGGAUAAUAAACACUAGAUUCUAACGAAUAUUUUUAGCUAAAUGAUAGCUUGUCUAGCUUUUGUUCAGCCAUGAGGGUAUGAUUAAAGAGAACAUGCGUGUGUAAGUGCUUCAAUGUGUUUAACAAAUAGGUAUUUCAGAAUUUUCGGUUACUCUAGAAAAGUUGGUAGAAAACAGCAACAUCUUAAAAAGUUUCAGUUCAUAAUCGACCGAAAGCAAAAUCAUACUAGGCAGAAUGCUCAUAUUGAGUGUUUGGCACCGAAUACCCUAAGAAAGAAAUACCUAGUCGUUUCAGUUCCAACAGACACAUAAAAUAAGGGAGGCCAAGAAAAAGUCCAUCCAAAACACACAGAAAACAAGAUCUUUAAGUAACAGCUAGCGACACAGUCAAAUCAACACAUUCCGAUUGUUCAAAAUUCAUUUUUUGAUCAAAGUGAUUCACUAUAAUUUUUGUUUUUAGCGAUUUGAAAAUUGCGUCUAGGAAGCCAAAAACUGUAGCACCUUAAACAUAUGUCAAAAAUUGAUCGUUAAACACAAGACACCGUGUAAGUAAGCAACAGUAAGACCUUACUAUUGUGAAGCAAUGAAAAUUUAUUAUUAACAUCUUCUCAACUUGAAAUGUGUAAGUACAUUAAAUUGGUAAAAAACAAACCUGAAAGCACUCUGUUAGUCGCUUCAGUCGCAUCCAAUUUUGAUAAUAUCAAUCUCUUUAACGACAGCAACUGCUAUCUAAUGAUACAACAGUGAGUAAUGAAUCCUACCACAGAGAGGAAACCAACUAAUCGAAUCAGUGAAUAAAAAGCAUUAGGAAAUAGGCUUCUCCUUAUAAAUACUUAUAUGAUGAUGGGUGGUUAUACCGCAGGCUCGCAUACCAGAAUAAAGUGAAAAGGUAUCGGAACAGAAUUAUCCGGUCGGUGAAGAUUGCCGGGUAGUGGAGGAUUUGUUGGAGCGUUAUUUUCAACUGGAGAAUGGCUUCUCGAAGAAUUUGUGUCACAACGGGACGGGGUCGAUAUCAGAAAAAAAAGUUAUUACAACAUUUUAUUUACAAAUUUUUCUCAUUUUUUACACUUGCUAAAUAUUAUUGAAACCCCUUCAUUAAAACGUGAUCGAAACAAUUGAGUGCAAAUGACUAUUCAAACAUCCUUUCAAUAAAUUUCAACAGUUUCGAAGAUAAAUAAGGAUUAUUAGUCGUAAAUAUUGAAUGAUCUUAAUUUCUCAAUGCCUUGCCAUAGGUGACCCAGAUUUCAUAAACACUGUCGAACUCAGAAACCUGUCCCAGGGUUAUCGUCUAACUACGCCUUCCGCUCACCGGGGAUCUCCACCGAUAUGGUACAAAGCGCAGGAAACAAAGGAUUACGAAGAUGCAGUAGAAAUCAGUAGUACGAACAGUACACAAAACAUGUGUUUGUGAUGAAUAUUAUGUAUACACAUACUAAAAAUAAAAUUGUUUUUUUUUUUGUAAAUAAUAAAUCAAUAGUUACUUAGAAUCAGGAUGAACAAAAAUGAUUAUGGUCGUAAGAAGUUUAAAAUGGGGAAGGGUUGACCUAAUGAUGAACCGUGCUUAAGCAAGCGCCAAAACUACCGUACAUGGAUCGAACAGGACGAAAGUUUUUUUUUUUAGUUGAUAGGAUGGGUGAAAAGUGCAGCAUAUUUCUCGUUGUUGUGGAUAAUGACAAAGUAACUACUAAACUUAGUGAUCGGUUGCUGCUCCUUGGUCCCAAUGAUGGUCCGAGAACAUUAAUCCAUUUUUUUGUUUUCAAUUUGGUUAACUUUUGCGCUUUUGGGGUUAAACAAUUUCGCUAUUGAAGAAAGUCUGUUAUCUCAUCCCGAGGAGGCAGCCCUGGUAACAUUAAAAGUUUUGUAAUGAUUUGUGAAGCUCCGUAGAUCUAGAAGUGUUACCUACUUCGGUAAUUGCUUAUGCGAAAAACGAAGAAAGUGAAACUAGAAAGGAAACCAUUGUUGCUCGAGAGUGACCAUUUUUAGCGCAGUAUAGUAAUAUUUUGGUGAAAUGCAAGAUAAUGUAAUAUUAUUGUUUGAAAACGAUGCAAAAGUUAAUGAAAAAUGAGGUAAAAUACAGAUAAAAAAUUAUGGAAUAUCUGCGACAGUGAGCGUGGAGUGAUGAAAGCAGAUGUUCCAUCAAGUGAUUAUUAAGAUUGCUAUUGUUGUGUAAAUAUUUAAAUAUAUAUUAUAUACUGAAAAAUAAAUACUGCUGAAAUCUA
Messenger RNA from Armigeres subalbatus, 6965 nucleotides. RefSeq names its product segmentation protein cap'n'collar (gene cnc). Gene Ontology annotation, molecular function: RNA polymerase II cis-regulatory region sequence-specific DNA binding; DNA-binding transcription factor activity, RNA polymerase II-specific. Gene Ontology annotation, cellular component: nucleus. The record is from RefSeq and is a predicted model, not a curated record. Lineage: Eukaryota; Metazoa; Arthropoda; Insecta; Diptera; Culicidae. The transcript has 10 exons. The coding region runs from base 610 to 4329 and encodes 1239 amino acids. Gene Ontology annotation, biological process: regulation of transcription by RNA polymerase II.